AUGGCCCUGUCGAUGCGCUCCGUUUCGAGGUCUCUGAAUCCGCGCCAAGCACCCCGUGUUCGCCCUCAUCAGACCGGCAUCCCACCAUUCGCCCAUGUAGCUACCCGGCAACCUCGAUGCCAGGUGCUUGGCCGGAGGAUUGCGACUGCUGCUGCUGCCACACACCUGCCGACUCAGCAUGCAGGCCAGGGUCUGGACGUGCCCCCCUCAGUCUCACCAUCCAACCCAGCACAAACACAAGCCCAGGCACAGGGUCCUACACCAUCCUCACAACCACAACCACAUCCACAACCACAACCUGUCCCUAAGUCCUUCCGACGUUCCACCAUCAAGGACGCCAGGCCAUUCUCCGACUUCCUGACUGACACCUUCGACCGCCAACAUGACUACCUCCGCAUCUCCCUCACAGAAAAGUGCAACCUGCGCUGCGUCUAUUGCAUGCCCGAGGAGGGUGUGCCGCUUUCCCCCGACCGCGACCUUCUGACCACUCCAGAGAUCGUCUUGCUCGCCUCGACGUUUGUCUCCCAGGGUGUCACCAAGAUCCGGCUAACUGGCGGCGAGCCCACUGUGCGCGCUGACAUUCUGCCUCUCAUGCAGCAGCUCGGGGCCCUCCGACCCUAUGGCCUGCGGGAGCUGUGUAUCACCACCAACGGUAUCGCCUUGCACCGCAAGCUGGAGGCCAUGGUCGAGGCUGGCCUGACGGGCAUCAACCUGAGCCUGGACACCCUUGACCCGUGGCAGUUCCAGAUCAUGACCCGGCGCAAGGGCUUUGCUGCCGUGCAGAAGAGCAUCGCGCGCAUUCAUGAGCUCAACCGCGCCGGCGCCGGCGUGCGGUUCAAGAUCAAUUGUGUUGUCAUGCGCGGCGUCAAUGAUCGCGAGGUUCUCGACUUUGUCGAGAUGACCAAAGACAACAAUGUCGAGGUCAGGUUCAUUGAGUAUAUGCCGUUUGAUGGGAACAAGUGGAGCAAGGGGAAGAUGCUCAGCUACUCCGAGAUGCUUGACUCCAUCCGCGAGCGCUACCCAUCGCUGUGCAAGGUCCAGGACCACAAGAAUGACACGAGUAAGACAUGGCACGUCCCCGGGUUCGCUGGGCGUAUUGGCUUCGUGACGAGCAUGACGCACAAUUUCUGUGGCUCAUGCAACCGUCUGCGCAUUACCAACGAUGGGAAUCUCAAGGUGUGCCUAUUCGGUAACGCCGAGGUGUCCCUGAGGGACAUACUGAGGGAAGUAAAUUGCGGGGAGCCCAUCGAUGAAGAGGCCCUCGCAAGGCUGAAGAAGGUCGCCAUGGACCAGCAACUCCCGGCACGUGCCAUCUCUGAAGAUGGUGGAAAGGCUCUGAUGCUGGCCCCCAAUUCUGAGGAACUGCUACAUGUCAUCGGCGCGGCGGUCAAGAGGAAGAAGGCCAAGCACGCGGGCAUGGGCGAGCUGGAACACAUGAAGAACAGACCAAUGAUAUUAAUAGGUGGGUAG
Messenger RNA from Diaporthe amygdali, 1470 nucleotides. RefSeq lists its product as uncharacterized. Gene Ontology annotation, biological process: Mo-molybdopterin cofactor biosynthetic process. Lineage: Eukaryota; Fungi; Ascomycota; Sordariomycetes; Diaporthales; Diaporthaceae. The coding region runs from base 1 to 1470 and encodes 489 amino acids. Gene Ontology annotation, molecular function: metal ion binding; 4 iron, 4 sulfur cluster binding; cyclic pyranopterin monophosphate synthase activity. The transcript has a single exon. The record is from RefSeq and is a predicted model, not a curated record.